Messenger RNA from Knipowitschia caucasica, 513 nucleotides. The record is from the annotation of a GenBank genome assembly. NCBI's taxonomy places the organism in Eukaryota, Metazoa, Chordata, Actinopteri, Gobiiformes, Gobiidae.
AUGCUGGGGAACGGCACGCUGGCAUACGAGCACGAUAAAGACGGCCGCUCCACGGAGCUGGGCGGCUGCACGUCCAUGAUCCGCAACUCCCUGCACGACUCCUUCCUGCUGAUCCGCUACACGCGCAACCAGCUCACGCUGAUGACGGACGUGGACGGGAAGCAGACGUACAAAGACUGCGCCUCGGUGUCCGGGCUGAGGCUGCCGCUGGGGUACUUUCUGGGGGCCUCCUCUGCCACCGGAGAUCUCACAGACAACCACGACCUGAUCUCCCUGAAGAUGUACGAGCUGACUGUGGAGAGGGACCUGGAGGAGGAGGAGGGGGAGGAGGUGCUGCUGCCCAGUGUGGACAACAUGGAGCAGUUUCAUGUGGAGGUCCCAGAGGAGGGCAUGAGCGGCGUGCAGAUCUUCAUGUCCGUGCUCUUCACCGUCAUGGGGCUCGGGGUGCUGGCCGUGGUGGGACUCAUACUGUACGGACGCUGGAAGGAGAACAAGCGCAAGAGGUUCUACUGA